Messenger RNA from Nelumbo nucifera (sacred lotus), 2784 nucleotides. RefSeq names its product inactive TPR repeat-containing thioredoxin TTL3-like. Gene Ontology annotation, molecular function: protein binding. Lineage: Eukaryota; Viridiplantae; Streptophyta; Magnoliopsida; Proteales; Nelumbonaceae. The record is from RefSeq and is a predicted model, not a curated record. Gene Ontology annotation, cellular component: cytoplasm.
UACCUUCUAUGUUAACAGAGCUGCCGAGGACAUGGGCUUUCCCGGCAGUUUUUGGUCAUUUUAUUCAAUUUUUUAAUUAGAUUUUUUCGUAUUUUCGACCCUCCCCGGCCCCCUUUUUUUUACAUAUAAUGUUUGAAUUUCCUAUAAAACGCCACUGUUUUUAGAACCAUCCAAAAAGAGAGGAAAGGGAGAUAUCCAUCAUGACAGAAAUGGCGGAGUAUUCGCCGGAAAAGAAACCCGGCUGUGGUGUUAUGGUCUUAUACAGUGGAGUCUUCCGACGCCGGAGCUUCUGGUCGAGAAGAUCAGCCUGUGCAUGCGAUCUCCCCCCACCCAGCGACAAGAACGGUAGUACUUGUUCCAAGAGGAGACGAGGAGACUCCGAUGAAUCUACCUUCCUCGGCUCCUCUAAUAAUUUGGCCGAACCUCCGUCGAAACUACCGGACAAGCCUGUCGUAGAAUCUGUACCAUCUUCCCAUCAUCAGAACCAAGUCAGAAAACCUUCAGAUGGAAUAAUCACGACAAACGCCCCAUCCAACAUGGCUUCAAUCCAAACAUCGGCAACAACAGCAACCAUAACCAAGGUGUCACCAACACAAGGCGUCGGCCAAGGCAGAAAGGUACCCAAGGAGGCCAUUAGCAUCUCCGGCGAGCUCGAUAGCAUGAUAACCGAUCACCAGAAAACCAAGGGAAGUAGCGGUCUUGUUCGAGCUUCUUCAAGCAAUGUAAUGCUCUUCGGUCAUUUAGGUAACUUGAGGCAGUCAGGAAGCGGCAAUUCUAAUUCAAAUAACCUUCCUGAUUCCACCAUGGACGUCCUCGAUUACCUACCUAAAACUGCAAGGGAGACUUCGUCCAAACAUGUUAACGGUGGCAACGUUGGAAUGGGUAAUAUAGUAAGGGCAGAGGCCCAUCAUCCAAAGGAGCAGGCAGAGCCCUUAUGUCGAACUCUGUCCAAGGGAUUAGAUCCCGAGGAAUUGAAGUUGCAGGGCAACGAGGAGUUUAAGAAGGGGAGAUUCGUAGAGGCCUUGGCCUUGUAUGAUCGAGCCAUUGCGCUCGACCCAGAAAAGGCUUCUUACCGUAGCAACAAGAGUGCUGCAUUGACGGGUAUGGGUCGGCUUAUCGAGGCGGCUUUGGAGUGCAGAGAAGCCAUUAGAAUCGACCCUUCGUAUCACAGGGCUCAUCACCGUUUAGCAACUUUGUAUCUCAGAUUAGGAGAAGCAGAGAAAGCUUUGAACCACUACAAACAGUCAGGACCCGAAGCGAACUCUAACGAGAUUGCUCAAGCCGAAGUUCUUCAAACCCAUCUCAACAAGUUGGCCGAAGCUCGCAAGCUAAAGGACUGGCAGAUGUUGUUGAAGGAAACUGAGUGCACCAUAUCCUCUGGUGCCGAUUCAGCUCCACAGGUAUUUGCGUUGCAAGCAGAGGCGUUGCUGAGACUGUGUAGGCACCAAGACGCGGAUGCCACGUUAAGCAAGGGACCAGAGUUUGAGAUGGAGGCCUGCACCAAGUUCUUUGGCCCCUCCGUCACUGCUCAGCUAUUGCUAAUACGAGCUCAGGUUGACAUGUCCGUCGGCAGGUUCGAUGACGCGGUGGCAGAGUCUCAGAGAGCGAUUCGACUCGACUCGAGUAACAACGAGGUGAGUGCGGUGGUGAAGAAGGCCAGAGCGGUGGCCGCGGCCCGAUCAAGGGGUAACAACCUUUUCAAGGACUCAAAAUUCUUAGAGGCGUCCAUGGCGUACAGUGAGGGACUCGAGUACGACCCGUUCAACUCGGUCUUGCUUUGUAACCGAGCCGCCUGUCGAUCGAAACUCGGUCAAUUCGAGAAAGCCGUUGACGAUUGCACAAAGGCGUUAAACGUGCGCCCCUCUUACAGCAAGGCCAUAUUAAGGAGAGCUGACUGUAAUGCUAAGCUGGAACGUUGGGAGGCCUCAAUACAAGACUACGAGACGUUGAUAAGAGAAACGCCAGGAGACGAAGCGGUGGGCCGGGCUUUGUUCGAGGCCCAGGUGCAGCUCAUGAAGCAGCGCGGUGAAGAUGUCAAAGACAUGAAGUUUGGUGAGGACGUGGUCAUCGUCUCCAACAACGAGCGUUUCAGACACUUCGUUACGUCGCCUGGAAUGUCGGUCGUGCUUUUCUGCAACAAAUCCAGCGACAAGCCAGCAUUUGAGUUUAUGCAGCAACUGUGCAAAAGAUAUCCAUCUGUCAACUUCCUAAAGGUAGAGGUAGAGGACCAUCCUUACUUGAAAAAAUCAGAGGGCGUGAGUGCAGUACCAAGCUUCAAGAUAUACAAGAACGGGUCAAGGGUCAAAGACAUCCCUGGCAACAACCUUGAGUUGUUAGAGAAUUGCAUCAAAUUUUACAGCGCUUGAAUUUGAACAACACAUCCCCCAUGCAACAGAAUAACCAUUUAGAUUUAGAUUUGUGGUUUCACUACACAUAUUGCAUAUAUGCACGCAGAGGCAGCACAUAAUUAAUUAAUAAAGAUCAAUGUAAGGAAGACUACGCAAUCAAGAGGAAACAUGUGAUCAAACCUCUCUACAGCAUCUGCCAGAAUUGCAGUCCAAGUGCAAAAAGUGGAAAACUAGAAAUGGAAGCCACAUUUGAAGACUAGAUUAAACCCAAGAAGAAGAAGAUCGAUGGAGAAGGAGGAGGAUUCUGUUCAAAUUACUUAAUAAUUUAUUUUUUUAUGUCUUAAUUAUAUGCAUGUUGAGUAUUUGAACAUAAUUCUGCAAGGGGGUUGUUUGUGCAUGGCUGCUUUUUUGAGAGUUUUUUAAGAAGAUGCCUCAG